UCUCCCUGAGAGUUCCCAAGAACUCCUAUCACAUAUCAAUUUUUACAGUAACAUCAUUACUGCUAUAGAACAACAAUCGCAAAAGUCCAAAGUCAAAAUCCCUCUUCCAUCCGCAUUUUUCCACCUCGUGAAGCUAUUCGCGUUUCGUUUCAUUUCAAAUUUUAGUCAGCCAAUCGCCAUCGACGCAGCAACGUUUUCGAGAGCGUGCCGAGUAGAGAAAGAUAUCUGUUUCUGUUCCCGAGUGCAGUUUUAUCACCGACGGAUUACAUUUCAUUCGAAGGAAUGGGUGCGUUCGAUGAACAUAACACGUAGUUUCAAGGGAUUCCUGUUGCUCCUCAUCGGGACUGCCCCUCAGUCGAGAGGCGGCUGUCAACAUCUGGUAUAGGUGGUAUAGGACUCCUCGUGCUGCUCGCAGAGCAUUCUGAGCGUUGACACGUCAUGAAGAAGGACGACACGAAGCCCAUCAUGAAUCCCGCGAAGAACUGCAAAACAGCCGCGACGAAGUCUGAAUUACCGAACGACAAGUUCUUCGGAGCGUACCUGAAAGCAGGCAUCAUGCAUGGCAUCGUUUACCAAGUAAGAUUCCUGACCUGGGUGGCCUGGAAGCUGUUAUGUAAGAGCGACGCAAGUAUGAAGAAUUGGUGCUUGGGCACAGAGGUGCGCAACGCUCGUGGGUUACACGAUCUGGUGCUGAAGUAUAGGGUCAAGGGCACGGCGAACGGGCACAUAUUCGACGAUAUCGUCAACGAUAGGUGCAUGUAUCGCUUCGUCCAGAUAAAACACAAUUGCAAGAGCGCGCAAAUCACUUAUGGCUCACUGACGUCCAAGAACAAAAAGAAUCAGUACAGCCUGAUCUACCUAUAUAAGUCUUACAUAGAUAUGCUCGGCAACUUCGAAAAUAUAACGAUAGAUCAGGUCCAGGAUAUAACGAUCUUCACGAACGCCAACAUUGAUUCCGACAUUAAAUUCCUCGUGCCGGUGAACAACGACUCGAUCUUCGGCUUCGAAGGGAAAGGACAGCGCUAUCGCAUCGACAACAACAUAUUAAAUGAGGACCCGAAUCUGUUCAUACAGCUGCGGAAAGUGAAGCCGAACGAUUUAAUUAUAUUCGACUUUCUGAAGAAGUUGAUGUUCGCGAUAGAUCAGCCGUGCGAAUCCGAGCUGGAAAAUCUGAUUGUCAAGGAGAUGGGCAGGGUCUACAUCGUGCCGCAGAUCUUCUACAAUGACUUGUUCAAUAACAUACUCGGUUGGUUCUUCAUCUGCAACGACGGCAUUGCGCCGUAUCUUACAGAGAAACAACUGAAACAGUAUCUGCUCAACGCGGAAAACACGCUGUUGCACGCGAAAAAGUCGAAGACAUAUAUCGACAAGGUGUCCUCCUUGUCAGACCAAUUGUCGCGGUUGCGCAUAUAAUUUUGUCUUUGCCUUCCCUAUCUCUUUGAAUAACUAACAAUUAUAAUGAGACUAUAAAAUUGGUCCUUUUCUUUUUUAUCUUAUUACAUGUGACAAGCAUGCAAAAUGUUUUUCUCUGUCUUGUUUUUGUUUUUAUAAUAGUGACUCUCUUUUAUGGACUAUUUUAUCUCCUAUGACCUGUAUGAAUAUGAUUCAAGAUAGCAUUCGUGAUCCGAUCUUAUGUUCAAGAUUGCUUUAAGUUCACCUUAGGAAGUUGAUAUUAUGUUGAUCGUUUUAUUAAGUUUGUCUCUGUAGUUUAAUUUUAACUAAAAAUUUCUUGAAACUUUUCCAGACACAGUAUAGAUUCUUUCUGAUCAGAAUAUCCAAGUUUGUCUCGAGAUAUUCCAUUAUUACGAAUCCUAUUUCUCUUUCUCUGGACAUGAUCUUAGAAUCAAAAAAGAAAUAUAGAAGUACAUGAUUUUUUGUAGGUAAAAUAAUAGGUAAUAUAUGAAGCCGAUGAAACCGAUCUUUACAGCGUUUGAAGGUGAACUUCAGCCAAUCUUAAAUGUAAGACCCGAUUGUGAUUGUUGUUCCUAAGAUGGUAUUAAUAAUUUGAUAUUUUAAGGUUGUUUCAAAUUUAUCUUUAGAUGCUAUGUAGUUUUAUAUAGAAAAUCUUGUAAGAACUAUAAUUGAAAUGUAGUUCAAUUAUUUCAGUGAAAUUAUAGACUUAAGAAAUUUACAUAUGUUCAGGUUGGGAACCUAAUCUUUUAAACACGUGAUUCUAAUUGAGAAACUUAAAUAUAUCGAGAUAGAUUAUUCCAAUGCAAUACCAAUCACUUAUUUCUAUUCUAAACAUUUAGAAUAAAAAAAGAAAUAUAGGAAUACCUUUUUGUAGGUAAAGUAAACGAUUUCUAUAGAAAUGUCAUCAAGAUUAAUAGAAGAUACCACUAACAUCUGCGUUCUUUAUGCGCGCAUUUUUUUCAGAUUUUUGUUUGACAUUAACUAGAAUCACAAAAAUAUGUGUGGAAUAUUUUGGAUAAACAAUUAAAUAUAUUUAUAUUUCAUAACUAUAGGUAUAAAAGACAUAAAUAUUCAAAGUAUUUUCAGUAUGUUUCUUUUUAUCUUUUAUUCAACU
Molecule: messenger RNA, 2527 nt
Organism: Harpegnathos saltator (Jerdon's jumping ant)
Lineage: Eukaryota; Metazoa; Arthropoda; Insecta; Hymenoptera; Formicidae
Exons: 3
Coding region: 439-1413 (324 amino acids)
Source: RefSeq, a predicted model, not a curated record